Messenger RNA from Haemonchus placei, 1698 nucleotides. Lineage: Eukaryota; Metazoa; Nematoda; Chromadorea; Rhabditida; Trichostrongylidae. The record is from the annotation of a GenBank genome assembly.
AUGGGCAUCCCAGGUAUGGUACAAUUGACUCAUGUUCCAGCCAGUCAGCUACUCUCACGACUUCGACCAGCGAAAAAAAAGCAGUCACCAGCACCUCGUCCACAGAUUCGUCAGCAGAUUCCAGAUCUCGAGGAAUUUCUCAUCAAAAAGGACUACACGGCAGCGAUCUCGUUGUUAGAGUUCAAGCAGAAGAAUGGAGAGAAAAACGAAACAACAGAUCUCUGGCUUGGACACUGUUUCUUUAGAUCUGGCGAUUACAGGAAGGCGUUAGAAGUGUAUGAAGAUAUGAAAAAGCAGGGCAUCGAGAACCCAGAUCUCCCUGUGUAUCUAGGAAUAUGCUUCUUUUAUUUGGGUAUGUACGAGGAUGCAAAACUCGCUGCUGAGAAAGCUGAGCGAUCUCCUCUGCAAAAUAGACUGCUCUUCCACGUAUCUCAUAAGCUCGGUGAAGAAAAACGGCUAAUGCAACACCAUCAACUUCUCGGUAAUGUAAUGGAAGAUCAGUUGUCGCUGGCUUCUAUUCACUACAUGCGCAUGCACUACAUGGAAGCAAUCGAGAUCUACAAGACGAUCCUGCAAGAACACACUAAUAUGAUUGCCCUCAAUGUCUACAUGGCAAUGUGCUACUACAAAAUGGAUUACUUCGAUGUGGCUCAGGAAGUACUAAGUGUAUAUCUUCGAUCAUAUGCGGACAGUCCGGCAGCUCUUAACCUCAAGGCCUGUAUCACUUUCAAAAUCUACAACGGGAAAGCGGCAUUGCCAGAAGUCGAGCAACUGCAGCGAGUCAACCUGUAUCCGGCUGCUCGCGAGAUCCUUCGACACAAUCAAGUUGUUUUCCGCGAUGGUGACGGAGCCCUCCAGGUGUUUCCUGGUUUGAUGGACACGUUACCUGAAGCAAGAGUUAACCUAAUCCUCUACCAUUUGAAAAGAGAAGACAUAGAUAGCGCCAUGACAUUGUGUAACGACCUGGAACCGCAGUCGACUACAGAGUUCCUUGUGAAAGCCAUCGUCUUCGCUUUCUGGGGUCAACUGAAGGAGUCAAAAGACCACUUGAAGACAGCUGAACAAUUCUUCAAAAUGGUAGGAGAGUCCCCAUAUGAUACAGAUACAAUUCCUGGGCGGCAAAGUAUGGCUUGUUCAUUGUUCCUAAGUGGUAAAUAUGAGGAUGCCCUAGUCUAUCUCAACUCGAUUCAGGCCUACCACCACAAUGACGAUGUGUUUUCGUUCAAUAUCGCACAGACAGAAAUGCAAUGCGGCAUGUGGAAAGAGGCAGAAGAGCACUUCUUAGCGAUUACGGGACCUGAUCGUGACAAGCCUGUGUUCAAGUACAUGCUGACCAAGACUUUAAUAAUGAAUCACAAACCUCAACUGGCCUGGGACAUAUACACGCGAUCAACUGAUCCGAAGGAGUCGUUCAACAUCCUCCGUAUUAUUGCAAUGGAUUGUUACUCGAUGGGUGAGUUCUACUUUGCGGCCAAGGCAUUCGAUGGACUCGAAAAAAUCGACCCUUCCCCGGAGAACUGGCAGGGAAAACGAGGAGCCACCAGUGGAUUGUUCAAGAUGUUGGUUCAGGGAAAGGCUACGAAUGAGCAAAUGUCGGAAGUACUGCAUCUGCUCGAUCGUGGCAAUCAUCCACAAGCGGAUUUUGUGUCAUCUACAAUCCGACGAUGGGCUAAAAAUCAUGAAAUCGCACUGGAGUGA